Messenger RNA from Rhea pennata, 1153 nucleotides. RefSeq names its product SRY-box transcription factor 2 (gene SOX2). Gene Ontology annotation, molecular function: RNA polymerase II cis-regulatory region sequence-specific DNA binding; DNA-binding transcription factor activity, RNA polymerase II-specific. Gene Ontology annotation, biological process: anatomical structure morphogenesis; positive regulation of transcription by RNA polymerase II; cell fate commitment. The transcript has a single exon. The record is from RefSeq and is a predicted model, not a curated record. Bases 206 to 1153 code for a protein of 315 amino acids. Lineage: Eukaryota; Metazoa; Chordata; Aves; Rheiformes; Rheidae.
AAUAAUAGCAGUUAUUAGCAUUAUUAAUCCAUCAGCGAAGAGGAAGAUUCUGAUCUUGAUCCAAGUGUGGUUUUGGGGAGUCCCCCUCCCCCCUUUCCUACCCCUCCCUAGGAAAAAAAAAAAAAAAAAAAGUCCGACUUGGGACUUUGCUGCCGCAGCUCCUCGCUUCUCCGCUCAAGGCUGGUUCCAGGCAAAAGUAGUUUGAAUGUACAACAUGAUGGAAACCGAGCUGAAACCUCCCGCCCCCCAGCAAACUUCGGGGGGAGGCACAGGCAACUCCAACGCGGCCGCCAACAACCAGAAGAACAGCCCGGACCGGGUCAAGCGGCCCAUGAACGCGUUCAUGGUGUGGUCCCGCGGGCAGCGGCGGAAAAUGGCCCAGGAGAACCCCAAGAUGCACAACUCCGAGAUCAGCAAGCGGCUCGGGGCCGAGUGGAAACUUUUAUCCGAGGCGGAAAAGAGACCCUUCAUUGACGAAGCCAAGCGGCUCAGAGCUCUGCACAUGAAGGAGCACCCGGAUUAUAAAUACCGACCCCGGAGGAAAACCAAGACCCUCAUGAAGAAGGAUAAGUACACGUUGCCAGGGGGCUUACUGGCGCCGGGCAGCAAUACCAUGACGACUGGGGUAGGGGUUGGGGCCACCUUGGGAGCGGGGGUGAACCAGCGGAUGGACAGUUACGCGCACAUGAACGGCUGGACCAACGGAGGCUAUGGGAUGAUGCAAGAGCAGCUCGGCUACCCGCAGCACCCGGGCUUGAACGCGCACAACGCGGCGCAGAUGCAGCCCAUGCACCGCUACGACGUGAGCGCCCUGCAGUACAACUCCAUGACCAGCUCGCAGACCUACAUGAACGGCUCGCCCACCUACAGCAUGUCCUACUCGCAGCAAGGCACCCCGGGCAUGGCCCUGGGCUCCAUGGGCUCGGUGGUCAAGACGGAAUCCAGCUCCAGUCCCCCCGUAGUCACUUCCUCGUCUCACUCGAGGGCUCCUUGCCAAGCGGGGGACCUCCGGGACAUGAUCAGCAUGUAUCUACCAGGUGCUGAAGUACCAGAACCAGCUGCCCCAAGCAGACUUCAUAUGUCCCAACACUACCAGAGUGCACCUGUUCCUGGCACAGCCAUUAAUGGCACACUCCCUCUAUCGCAUAUGUAA